AUGGAAAAGUCUCAAGAGGAUUUAUCUUCUCGCGAUUUUGUUUGUGAGAUAUUGCAUUUUCAAGAAUAUCUUGAUGAUCUUCGUCCUAAACUAACUCCUAUUCCAUUAAUCAAAAAGCGACUCAUUGUUCCUAUAAAGCAACUCUUCAGGCAUCUACGUGAUCGAGUGCGAAGUGGGAGACAAAUUCCACAAGUCAUUCAAGAUACGACUACACAACUACCAUUUGUGUCUGCCUUCGUUAUUACUACAUGCAAGGCCCAAGGAUACACAAUGAGCAAAGUCGUAGUCGAUCUUCAAGCUUCGCCCGGGACACUGCAACUUGAACGGCAUUCUACGCGAUCAUUAACAUUAGAAGAAAAUGUUGUUGUGGCACAAAUUCAAUCAAAUGUAGAUGAAAUCAGCGAUAUUCAACAUAUUUGCGAAAGUGCUAACAUCAUCGGCGGAUGA
Molecule: messenger RNA, 447 nt
Organism: Adineta ricciae
Lineage: Eukaryota; Metazoa; Rotifera; Eurotatoria; Adinetida; Adinetidae
Source: the annotation of a GenBank genome assembly